Osmia lignaria (orchard mason bee) is the source of this 2724-nucleotide messenger RNA. Its product is annotated as endothelin-converting enzyme 1. Gene Ontology annotation, cellular component: plasma membrane. Gene Ontology annotation, molecular function: metalloendopeptidase activity. The record is from RefSeq and is a predicted model, not a curated record. NCBI's taxonomy places the organism in Eukaryota, Metazoa, Arthropoda, Insecta, Hymenoptera, Megachilidae. Gene Ontology annotation, biological process: protein processing.
GACUUUUUAAAAGAUUGCUUAUGAUCGCUUAUAAUAAGACGACAGGAAUAUAUACGCGCGGCUACAAAACCCUGGUAGAAAAAUUUACUACCAGUUUGGAGUUUGGAGUUUGGAGUUUAGAGAAGGGGAGAAAAGAUUGGCAACGUAAAAAUAGAUGGAAAUUGAUCGCGAACGAACGCAGACAAAACAAAGGGAAGAGCGUGGAGGAGCUUACUUGAGAGCGUACUUUGAAGCUGUACAGUUACAAGCAGUCAGUCGGUUAACGGAGAAAUCAAACCGGACAGAAAAAGUGGAAAAGAAGAUGAAGUAUAAGGUAAACGAUCCCGAGGACGAUGAAAGAAACAGCACGGACAGGACGAAGAGAAACGCGACAAUGUUGUGGCAAUACGGUCACGGAGAGAAGAAGAAAUUGAGCGGAAAAGAGACGAGGUUGGCGAUGAUCGUUGGUUUGUUAACGAUUACGGUGAUCGCAUUGCUGGUAACGCUGACCUUACAAAUAGCUAUUUUCCGUAAAGAAGAAUACACAGAGGACAUGUGUCAAACCGAUGAAUGCGUAAAGACAGCCGCUAGGAUAAUAGAGGCGAUCAACAGAUCCGUCGAUCCUUGCGAUGAUUUCUACAAGUUCGCUUGCGGUGGUUGGAUUUCGAAAAAUCCUAUACCGCAAAGCCAAACUUCAUGGGAUCAGUUGAGCCUUCUCAGGGAACGACUGUUAAACGAUUUGAGAAUACUUUUGGAGGAAUCGGACGAAGGCAAUCAUUUGAAAUCGAUCAAAUUAGCUCGAACUUUGUACAAAUCCUGUAUGGACACAGGCAGCGUCGAAGCAUUGGGUCUAAAGCCUAUCCACGAUGCGCUGAGCAGUUUGGGUUUGCCGAAAGAUCCAGCUAUGCAAGACGAGAUCUCGUCAGAUUUCGAUCUUCCUAAAAUUGCUGGGACGGUGCAGCGAGUUUUGGGUUUGGAUCUUUUUCUAAACUUUUACGUGAGCGAGGAUCUUCGGGACACGAGGAAAAACAGAAUGAUGAUCGAACAAGUCUCUCCAGGAUUCAGCGAGCGUUAUCUUCUUGAUCCACAACGAUUCGAAUCGGAAUUAACCGAAUACAAAGAAUACGUAAAAUCUAUGAUGCAACUGGCUGGAGCAGGAAACAGGAGCCUCGAUUUUGCCGAGGAAAUUUUAGACUUUAGCACAAAGGUCGCAAAGAUCAUGGCGACAGCGGAGGAAAGGCGUAGCGAUAAACAUUUGAUUCACGACGUGACGAUCAACGCGUUGCAACAACUUACAGACGAGCAAGUGCAACAGUGGAAUUGGACGAGCUACGUGGAAAGCGUGUUCAAUAACACAAAUGUGACGAUAGAUACCAAAGUGGAUCGCGUGCUGGUCAUGGAUCUAAGAUAUUUGCAACGAUUACCUAAACUACUAGCAAUCACUCGAACCGUUACGAUAGCGAGAUUCGUAUGGUGGAGCGUUUAUUCGACGGUCGCUCCAUUGACGUUGCAACGAUUUCGCGAUUUGGGUUUCCAAUUUUCGCAAAAAGUUUUCGGCUUGAAAGAGAAGACACCCCGAUGGAAAGCGUGUACCGGAAGCGCGAAUGCAAAUUUCGGCAUGGCUCUCAGUUACGUUUACGCGCGUAAAUACUUUAACGAACGAGCUCGCAAGAAGGCUCUGGAAAUGUUGUUGGAUGUGAAAGCUGCGUUUCAAGAGAUGCUCACCGAAUUAGAUUGGAUGGACGUUGAUACGAGAACUCGAGCACACAACAAGUUGAACGCGAUAAGACCGUUCGUAGGAAUUCCAGAAUGGAUCAACAACUCGACAAAGUUGGAGAAAUUUCACCAAGGGAUGGAGGUAAUACCGGAACGAUUGUUUGAUACGUUCUUGAAGCUGACCGACGUAGGAAUUAAGAAAAGUUUAAACAGUUUACGCGAAAAACCGAAUAAAAAUCGCUGGAUAACAACUGGUACGACGGUGAAUGCGUUUUACAGUGCGAUUUUAAACUCUGUUACUUUUCCAGCGGGUAUUCUGCAUCCACCCUUCUAUGGAAAUGGAUUAGAGUGUAUCAACUACGGUGCCAUGGGUGCUAUAAUGGGCCACGAACUUACCCACGGAUUCGACGAUCAAGGUCGUAGAUACGACGAGAACGGAAAUAUUAAGCAAUGGUGGAGCGAUGAGACGUUGCAACAUUACCACCAGAAGGUUGAGUGUAUAAUUAAACAAUAUAGUAGUUAUCGUUUACCGGAGCUGGGCAAUAAUUUCACGGUGAACGGCUUUAAUACCCAAGGUGAAAACAUUGCCGAUAACGGUGGCAUACGAGAAGCUUUUAGAGCUUACCAAAGGCUUCAAAGGAGAACUGAUAAUCGAUUAGUGGUUUUACCUGGUCUUGCCGGAUAUACUCAAGAACAGUUGUUCUUCCUCGGUUUUGCACAAGUAUGGUGCGGUAAUUAUACGAACGGCGCGUUAAAGUUGAAACUAACAGAAGGAGUCCACGCACCAAAUCAUUUUAGAGUGAUCGGAACUUUAUCGAAUAACCAAGAUUUCGCUAAAGCAUGGAAUUGUCCGACCGGAAGUCCAAUGAAUCCACCUGACAAGUGUAUUUUGUGGUAACUGAACAAGCAUCGUUCCCAGUGCACAUUGCAAAUCCUCCGCACAAAACGUUAAAAUGACCAAAAUCAUUGUCUCAUUUCUGUACGCUCUGUAAUAUACAUAUACACAAUAAAACAUAUAUUGAUCGUAAA